AUGCAGGCACUCUGGCGACGCGGCACAUCUCUCUUCUCAACACCAUCGGGGUCCCCCAAAGACUCCGGGGCUGCCGAAGAAUUCCGGACAGCUUCAACCCCCGACAAGCUAUUCACCAAGGUCGACCCCGCCGUCGACGGAGAAGAAUGUCUCCACGACUGCGCUACAUGUACCGUUCGGUACCCGGCUAAGUUCGAUGUGGAUCAGGAAGACACCCUAUAUGGAAAUGUCAACGGAUGGUCAACACAUCUGCUCGUCGCGACCGGGAAAACAGAUUGGGUACGAGAUGUAGCGGACGAAGAGGGCAGUGUGAUGGAAGCGAUUGAGAAGGGCGGGCUCGAGCCGAGUAACGGGAAAUUGAAACUAUCGGCCUCCAACAUGCCCGUUCCGGACGAAUACCACCACCACGACACAGGAAAGCAACCAACAACCGUCCUGCUCCUACCCAGCUUCACCAUCGUGGACCACGUCACGCCAGCCCUGGCCCCAGACCUGAUCAAAUACAUCGUUAAUUCCGCACCCACAACCACCACACCCCUGGGAGCUAUCCCGGAGCCGGUAUCCAUACCUGAAUCGGAGGACCAGACACAACAACCACCCAUCUCAGACCUCUUAUCGCAGACGCCCCUCCGCUCGCGCCCCUGUCCUCAUGCUGCGGUGAUCCUCCUCUGUUCUCAGCGCACGCGAGACGCCCGCUGCGGCCAGUCUGCGCCGCUCCUCCGCAAAGAAUUUGAACGCCAUUUGCGUCCGCUGGGACUGUAUCGUGACCUUGAUGAUGAGCGACCCGGUGGUGUUGGUAUCUACUUCAUCAGCCACGUUGGGGGUCACAAGUAUUCUGCGAAUGUGAUUGUGUACCGCCGUCGCGAUUUGGAGUGGUAUCGCAAGCAGGACAGUAAAGAGGAGACAUCGGCGGAGGGAGAGGAAGGUGCGGCGCAGGGUAUUUGGCUGGCGCGCGUUCGUCCGGAGGACUGUGAGAAUAUUAUCCGGUAUACGGUGUUGAAGGGGAAGGUGGUGAAGCCGGAGCAGAUUAGAGGAGGCUUUGAUCGGGAACGGGGGGUGAUGAGUUGGUAG
Molecule: messenger RNA, 1071 nt
Organism: Aspergillus oryzae RIB40
Lineage: Eukaryota; Fungi; Ascomycota; Eurotiomycetes; Eurotiales; Aspergillaceae
Product: sucrase/ferredoxin-like domain-containing protein
Exons: 2
Coding region: 1-1071 (356 amino acids)
Source: RefSeq, a predicted model, not a curated record